Messenger RNA from Elaeis guineensis (African oil palm), 1263 nucleotides. RefSeq lists its product as uncharacterized. Gene Ontology annotation, biological process: regulation of flower development. NCBI's taxonomy places the organism in Eukaryota, Viridiplantae, Streptophyta, Magnoliopsida, Arecales, Arecaceae. Gene Ontology annotation, cellular component: nucleus. Gene Ontology annotation, molecular function: DNA-binding transcription factor activity; protein binding. The record is from RefSeq and is a predicted model, not a curated record.
AGAGAGAGAGAGAAUCAGAGAAGAGACGGGAAAAGAAGGGGAGGAGAUGUACGCGGAGGCGGAGCUUCAGUAUCCCUUCUUGCAAGGAUUUCCGCCGGAGCUGGCGGUGGCGGUGCCGCCACACCAGCAUCAGCACUACUCCCAGCUGGCACCCUUGGGCAUCAGCUUUCCAAGUGGUGGACCCCACAUGGACAACAUGAUGCACGCCUCUGUUAUAUCAGAUUAUGACCUGGGUGGAGAAGGGGAUCUAUUCAAAGCUCCAGAACCCAUCAUAGAAGAACCAAUACUUCCGCUUGAUCCCAUGACAGCUGCCAUGUCCAUUAUAUCUGGAGGAGAAGAUGUCAUGACAGAAACAUUUAAGGUUGGGGACAUGGAGUCGAUCCAAGCUGAUCAUCUACUGAACGAUGUCUUCUAUGAGUGCAAGAAGGACCUCCUAGAGAAAUCUGCAAUUGAAGAGUCAUUUUCUGAGGUAUUAGAUGUAAAGAUUCCUGCAGUGCAAAUAGAAGAAGAUUCAAACACAGAGAAAAUUACCUUAGUUGCAGAAGGACCAUUGCAGAAAAGUGUCAGCUCUGGGUGUCUAGCCUCAAUGGAGUGGAUCCACGGUAGCACAAUUAGACCAAACUUUCUUGAUUUUCAAGGACUGGAUCUUGAAGCUGCAUUUGGGAUGAGGAGAGCAUAUAGUGAGGGAGAUAUUCAGAAUCUUGGCAAUAAUAAUACAAAUUUUGGAAUUACAAGUGCUGUUCGUUCGUCAUUUGAGAGGCUUUUAACCAUCAGUGACAUCAAGAGUGAAGAACGAAGGCAAAAGCUUUCCAGAUACAGAAAGAAGAAGACCAAGAGAAACUUUGGCAGAAAAAUCAAGGAUGACCACAAUCCUCAAUUCGCCCUGCUCCACCAAAAAGAAAAAGGAAAGAAAAGUAUGCUUGCAGGAAGGCCCUAGCAGACAGUCAGCCACGGGUACGUGGAAGGUUUGCGAAGACUGAAGAAUGUGAGGUUUCAAGGCCAAACAAGUAAAUGUAUAUUAUUCCUGUAGGAAAUGGUUAUAAGUUAAUAGCAGCACACAGAGCUCUGCAAACUACUAGAUGCGAGCCCCUCAAUGGAGAAGGUCAAAAACCGUAUGGGGGGUCCUUGAAUUCUGAGGGAAACCUCUGUCGUUGGGAUAUCUGCUUUGAUGUAAUAAAAUAAUUGUUGCUUGAAGGACAUGGAGCUGUACUCCUGUAAAAAGUUUUGAAUAAAAUGAAAUUUGCUACCUCAUAUUGGGUUAAA